AUGGCAUACCAACAAUUCAUUGAUUUUUCAACAAAUUCUACAAAUCCUUUCUACCUCCAUCCCAAUGAAAACCUUGCACUGAUUUUGGUGUCUCCUCUUCUUGAUGACAAAAACUACCACAGUUGGGCUAGAUCUAUGCACAUUGCAUUGAUUUCCAAAAACAAAGACAAAUUUAUCGAUGACUCUCUUAGCAAACCACCAGUUUCUGAUCCCCUGUACGCGUCGUGGAUUCGCUGCAACACAAUGGUGCUCUUGUGGAUUCAUAGGUCCAUCUCUGACUGCAUUGCAAAAUCAGUGCUUUGGAUUGAAAGUGCUGGUGGAGUCUGGAAGAAUCUUCAGCUCAGGUUUUCUCACAGUGAUAUAUUUCGUAUUUCUGAUUUACAAGAGGAUAUAUACAAGCUCCGUCAAGGUACACUUAGCGGAUUUGGCAUGAUGUUCUCAAAUGAUUGA
Molecule: messenger RNA, 450 nt
Organism: Vicia faba (fava bean)
Lineage: Eukaryota; Viridiplantae; Streptophyta; Magnoliopsida; Fabales; Fabaceae
Source: the annotation of a GenBank genome assembly